CACACACACACACACACACACACACACACACACAUCAGGCUGAGGAGAAGCACUGAACACUUCAUCACUCGAGCAGGACGUCAGACACAAUCGCAGCUCAGAUGGAAAGCAUAGGAAUGAAAGAGAAAUAGAUGGUGGAGAAGUUGAGCACGUGCUGUUUGUGGGUACACUUUUGGACGUAGACAUGGUGCGGGGAAAGGAAGAGCUGGCUCUGGUUGUGGCACUCGGGCUGCUCGGGGUGUUUUUAGCAGCCAUGCAGCAAACCACAGCUUUUCCUGUCUGGGCUUUUGAGGAAGAAGCUCACAUGUCUGGCGUUUUGAUUAUUGGGAUCCGCAAAGACGCCCGGUCCCACAUGCUUCACCUUUCCAGGAACAAGCGCUACACCCUGACUCCGGAGAAACUCAAAUGGGACAAAUUCAAGCUAACCUACAAACUGCUGUCAUUCCCAAGGAACCUGAUGAACGCCAGCGACACACGCCGGGGCAUCGCCAAGGCCUUUGCUAUGUGGAGCGAUGUGUCACCUUUCAGCUUUAGAGAGGUUCCUGAUAAUGAGGAGGCCGACAUCAAAAUCGGCUUCUACCCAGUAAAUCAUACAGAUUGCCUGCAGUCCUACCUGCAUCACUGUUUUGAUGGGAUCACGGGUGAACUGGCUCACGCUUUCUUCCCUCCAACUGGAGAGAUUCACUUUGAUGAUGAUGAGUACUGGGUUUUAGGGAACAUGCGCUUCAGCUGGAAGAAAGGUGUCUGGCUGACUGACCUGGUGCACGUUGCAGCUCACGAGAUCGGUCAUGCGCUCGGUCUGAUGCACUCGCAGAACCCGAAGGCCAUAAUGCAUCUCAACGCGACGCUGACUGGCCGCAAACUCAUAACGCAGGACGACGUCUGGGGACUCCAGCGGCUGUACGGAUGUUUGGAUAGAUUAUUUAUCUGUCCCGCUUGGGCCAGGAAAGGCUACUGCGAAAGCAAAAGAAAGCUCAUGCAAAAGCACUGCCCUCACAGCUGUGACUUCUGUUACACCUUCCCUUUUCCUACCAUCGCCCCAACUCCAAAGCCACCUCGGACCAAACAAAAGCUGGUUGCUGAGGGAAGGAAACUUACCUUCCGAUGUGGAAAGAAAAUUGCUGCAAAACAAGGGAAAGUGGACUGGUAUAAAGACGGCGAGCUGCUGGAGUUCUCUCACCCUGGCUACAUCACCCUGAAGGAUGAUCACAUCAGUAUCGUAGCUAACGCAAUCAACGAGGGUACGUACACUUGCAUCGUGAGGAAGAAGAACAAGGUUUUGACGACCUAUUCGUGGAAGCUACGGGUGCGCUUCUGAGGAUGUCGAGCCACGGCACGAAAUGGUACUGACAGAAACCACGGAUGUUUGGUUUUGUCCCAUACGAGUGCUUCGUUCGCUCUGCUACCGUGGAGUCCUCAUUAAAAUAAAAUAAAAUAAAUUUAAGUCUGUGAUCAAGUGCUGUAAAAGAGAAGAAACGGGAUACAACCAACAGCUUAAAGUUCACCACAGCACCAUGGAAACCUCACUUAGUCAGGCACAUAUUCCUCCAGAUUCAUACAUAAAGCUAUCGAUAAUUAUGCUGUCAGGGUUUUUUUUUUUUUGGUUGUAAAUUUGUUUCCUUAGGUGCUAAAUAAAAAUUUAUUCUGGAA
This is a messenger RNA of Silurus meridionalis, 1650 nucleotides long. It is a transcript of the gene mmp23ba, whose product is annotated as matrix metallopeptidase 23ba. The transcript has 8 exons. Bases 185 to 1318 code for a protein of 377 amino acids. Lineage: Eukaryota; Metazoa; Chordata; Actinopteri; Siluriformes; Siluridae. Gene Ontology annotation, biological process: proteolysis; extracellular matrix organization; collagen catabolic process. Gene Ontology annotation, molecular function: zinc ion binding; metalloendopeptidase activity. Gene Ontology annotation, cellular component: extracellular matrix. The record is from RefSeq and is a predicted model, not a curated record.